Messenger RNA from Myripristis murdjan (pinecone soldierfish), 3349 nucleotides. RefSeq names its product glycerol kinase-like. Lineage: Eukaryota; Metazoa; Chordata; Actinopteri; Holocentriformes; Holocentridae. The transcript has 20 exons. Bases 51 to 1772 code for a protein of 573 amino acids. Gene Ontology annotation, biological process: glycerol-3-phosphate biosynthetic process; phosphorylation; glycerol metabolic process. The record is from RefSeq and is a predicted model, not a curated record. Gene Ontology annotation, molecular function: glycerol kinase activity. Gene Ontology annotation, cellular component: mitochondrion.
UACGCUCGCUCUCACCGCCCGGGCGCCCUACCCAUCACGAGGAGCGGUGGAUGCUGCACAGCCGUACCGAGGAGCCGGAGCCGGUCAGCAGCUGUAGGUGGCGAACAGCGACUUCUGGGUGUUUUGAACGGAGAAGAGGAAACACGACGAUGGACCCGCUGGUCGCUGCCGUUGACCAGGGCACGAGCUCGACGAGGUUUCUGGUGUUCAAUGCCAGAACAGCUGAAUUGAUCAGUCACCACCAAGUGGAGAUCAACCAGAGUUUCCCCAAGGAGGGAUGGGUGGAGGAAGACCCCAAGGAGAUAAUGCAGUCAGUCUACGAGUGCAUGGAGAGGACUUGUGAGAAACUUGGUCAGCUCAACAUCGAUCUCUCCAACAUAAAAGCGGUGGGAGUGACCAAUCAGAGGGAGACAACCCUGGUCUGGGACAAAGAGACUGGAGAGCCCCUCUACAAUGCCAUCGUGUGGCUGGACCUGCGCACUCAGUCAACAGUGGAGAGGCUCAUCAAUAAGGCCCCCGGCAGAAACAAGAACCAUCUAAAGCACAAGACGGGCCUUCCCAUCAGCACCUACUUCAGUGCAGUGAAGCUGCGCUGGCUGCUGGACAACGUGGAGGAGGUGCAACAGGCGGUGCUGAGUCAGCGGGCCAUGUUCGGCACAGUGGACUCCUGGAUCAUCUGGUGCCUGACAGGAGGCAGGAAUGGAGGGGUCCACUGCACAGACGUCUCCAACGCCAGUCGCACCAUGCUCUUCAACAUUCACACCAUGGACUGGGAUCCCGAGCUCUGCAGGUACUUUGACAUCCCAAUGGAAAUUCUCCCCAAAGUCAGGACCUCCUCUGAAAUAUAUGGCUGGAUGAAAUCCAGCUCUCUUGCAGGGGUUCCAAUCUCCGGGUGUUUAGGUGACCAGUCAGCUGCCUUGGUCGGUCAGAUGUGCUUCAAGGACGGCCAGGCCAAAAACACCUAUGGGACGGGUUGCUUCCUGCUCAGAAACACAGGAACCAAGCCGGUUAUGUCAGACCAUGGCCUGCUGACCACAGUUGCCUACAAAAUGGGGAAAGACCAGCCACCUUGCUAUGCACUAGAGGGUUCAGUGGCCAUAGCGGGGGCAGUGGUGCGGUGGCUGAAGGACAACAUGGGCAUCGUCCAGUCCACUUCUGAGAUCGAGAAACUGGCAGCUGCAGCGGGCUCUUCCUAUGGCUGUUACUUUGUGCCAGCCUUCUCCGGGCUCUACGCCCCCUACUGGGAGCCCAGUGCCAGAGGAAUCAUCUGUGGGCUCACUCAGUUCACCAACAGGAACCACUUAGCGUUCGCUGCCCUUGAGGCCGUGUGCUUCCAGACCAGAGAGAUCCUUGAUGCGAUGAAGCAGGACAGCGGCAUCCCUCUGAAGCAGCUGCAGGUGGAUGGAGGCAUGACCUCCAACAGGUUACUGAUGCAGCUGCAGGCCGACAUUCUCUGCAUUCCCGUUGUGUGCCCCACCAUGUCAGAAACCACUGCCCUGGGUGCAGCCAUGGCGGCGGGUGCUGCGGAGGGGGUGGAGGUGUGGAGCCUGAGCCCUGAUAACAUCCCAAACGUCACAUCUGAGACAUACCAUCCCCAGAUUAACACAGACGAGAGCGAGUUCCGCUUCGCCCGCUGGAAGAAAGCUGUCCAGAAAGCCAUGAACUGGGAGACCACGGAGCCCUGCUGCAAUACCAACGGACUAGGGAAGAAGAUGAACGGGGCCCCCUGGGCAGCCCCUCCCACCCCUCCCCCGACCAGGGUGGACCCCUAAGAUCCUUAAACGUGGCUCAAGAUAAUCGUGGACACAUGGAGAGUUUUUAUGGGACGAGACUGGAUGAGGAAAUAUGUGAAACAUGAGCACGCCACUUGAUGACCGCAUGAUGUAGUUUGCGCAUGAGUUAUCUCAAGCAGUUGUUGGCACGCUGGUAGCAGCAUCCCGUGUCAGCAAGACGGCUAUGGACAAGUUAAUGUUAUGCUUAUUUUAUUUUGUGUAUAUAUUCACUGACAAGACCUAAACUGUGCCGUCACCCUCAAGUGCCAACUAGAAUGACCAUAAAACAGCCUGUGGUGCUUUUUGAAGCAACUGAAAAAAACACUUUCAGGACACUUUAUUCUUAUUCUUUAGGGAAGAGUAAAAAUGUCCUUGUCUGGAAUUGUUCAAAACUGAUUUGUCAUCUUCAGUUCCUGUCUCUUAGUCAGAUCAUGCAGUGUUUCAAAGGAAAAAUCAGGUGUUUAUAGUUGAUAGUUUCAAGUAAAAAACAGUCUAUUGUGCCUGAUCUUUAUAGCAAAAAGGGACACCGUCCUAUUUUAACAUUUGUUCCUAGUUUGUUUUAAAAUUUUGUUUUUGUUUUCUUAACCUUACUACUAGAUCCAGCCACUACAUUGAACACAUGUUCCAGAUGUUGAGUGGGACUAAAAUAGAUCUUGACAAUGGUUGCUGCUUGUCUCAUGUCGGGUUUGAAUUGAAGAAACCUGACACAAAUGAGACAGUCCUUGGAAUUAAAAUGUUCCAUCAGAUAUUUUAGUCCAAAAAAACAGGUAUACAUGGGCUGUUCCUCUAGUGACAGGUCUUUACAUGGGAUGCUUUUCCCCAACAGGGUAAAAAAUGCAAAUACACAGGUGAAUUAGUUUUGCUAGUGUGAAAAGAAAAGGCAGCGUUACAAAAGAUCUAUUCAUGAUACAAAUGGAACCUUCUAAUGUCAAGCUCAUACUUAAAAGCACUUUAUAAUUUAUCAUGUGUAUGCAAAGUAUGAAAUGGGAACCAUGCAACUGUGUUUUAAAGAGGAAUGGUGUUUUUAAUCCAGUGUUUUUUAUGAAGGGACUUCAGCUCAUUGGGGUCAGCAUAAUGACAAGAGACUAUGGUGAAAUCCCAAUGCUGAUCAUCUCUGUUCACUUAUGCAAAACUGUAAAGACAAGAUGUUUUACAUAUGUAAUCAAACUGUUUUUACCUCUACAAUUUUUAUAUUUCCUCAAGUGAAGCAGUGGUUCAGGAUUACUGCAGAUCACUUGUACAACUGAUGAAAAUUAUGGCAUACACGUCAAGCUUUUUUUUUUUUACUAUCUUGUUACCGAUUUUUUGUAACAUGAUUUAAAGGGAAAGUUUAAGUUAUUCCACCCUCAUAUGUGGUGCAAUAUCCUCCCCUGUGACUGAUGACUUCAUAAUUAAAUACAUGAUUUUUAAAACAAGCUGUGCUCAACUUUGUAAUGUUAUGUACAUAAUUUCCCAAACUCUUAUGUUUAUGCCUGUGUGUUAGUUCUCUCUGUAAUUUGUUUCAAACGGUGUGUUGCAAGAGCCCCUAAACUCUGCUGGAAUGUACAGAUAUUGUAAUAAACAUGAUGAAAACCUGA